AGAAACGAAAGCGAAAGAGCUAACAAAUGAAGAAAGGCAGAUGGCUGGAGUCCGGUGAAGUCCGUCACCAGUGCCCAUCCUGCGCAAGAGGAGCCGCUGCUACGUAGGAAUGCGACGCGCCUCAGAGCAGACAUGAGUUCUAUCAAGAAUCAGAAAAAUGACAGCUCGCAGAUGAAGCAAAUUCUUAGUCCUGAUGCAGGGAGUCCUGAAGCUGGCAGCAGUGCCCCAGUACACAACAGCAGUCCCUCCUCUCCCAGUGGUGAAUCAAAAGGUGCGGAUAAUGAGAGAAGCAGACCUCUGUGCCAACCACCUACAAGGUCAAUCAGCAGAGAGCCCGAGCAAUCCCCAUCUGUGUUCGGUGGAAAAAACAUUGCUGUUGGAAUGGAGAAGUUCCGAAGAGCUCCAGAGUGCUCCAUGGAGUUGGACAGUCUGGAAUUUGGACCCAAGCAUACAGUGUUAAUUGAUAUUAAGGCCUUCAAAACAUGCCAGACGUUAGAGCCUGUUUCUGGUCAAGAUAUGUGGAACACAGAUUAUGUGAAAAUGCCCUACUCAGAAAAAAAUAUUGUGAUAGAAAGUGGAUUGUUUUCAGAGUAUAAAAAGUCAAGAUGGGAGAAGAUUAAGAAAAGCCUUUCAAAACUAAACCGCAUCGCCACAUCAAGGGCAAUUGAGGAGGUAAUCAAGUCAUACAACAUGAAGUAUAAGGACGAAUGGCACUUUGAUGCUUUGCACAUGUUCUUUUCCAAGAUGGACGAUGGAGAAAAAAAAGAGCACUUCAGGGUCAUUGAAGGGAUGGCAAAUUUGGCUAUGCGCCUUCCAGAGAUCUGCCCAAAGCCAAUCCCCCUGCUCAAGACAGGAGAGGACCGUAUCAUCACCCUCUCACAUGAACAGAUUGCAUGCCUUUUAGCCAAUGCCUUUUUCUGCACUUUUCCCCAUCGCAACUCAAAGCAGUCAGAGUUCAAGAACUACCCAGAUAUCAACUUUAACAGGAUGUUUGCAGAGAGGUCUGAACAAAAACGAGAGAAACUCAUGACAAUUCUGCACUACUUCAGGACAGUCCUGGACAAAAUGCCCAAAGGCCUGGUAACAUUUGAGAGAAGACAUCUUAAGGACAAAAUCGACUGGAGAAGUGCUAAGCUGGGAGUGACGGACCUCCAUGUUUCAGCUGAAGGAACCAUAGAGAAGGAUGGGGCAGGCAUGCUGCAGGUGGACUUUGCCUGUGCCAUGGUUGGAGGUGGUGUAUUGGGAUCAGGCCUUGUUCAGGAAGAGAUCCGAUUUCUUAUCAACCCGGAGCUCAUUGUAUCCCGCCUAUUCACGGAGAAGCUGCAAGACUGCGACUGCUUGCGUGUCACCGGUACCCAUCAAUUCAGUAAAUAUGAAGGCUACAGCAACUCCUUCAAAUGGAAGGGCACUCGUCCCCUGCCGGAAAAUGCCAAAAGGGACAAAUGGAUGAGGCUGUACACAGAAAUUGUACUCAUAGAUGCCAUCAAAUUUAAAGAACGCCAGCAGCAGUUCCGUAUGGAUUUUAUUAACCGUGAGCUCAAUAAGGCUUACUGUGGAUUUUGUGAAAAUUACAUCCCAGAAGAUUACUGCACUGCCAUUGCUACGGGAAACUGGGGCUGUGGGGCCUUCAAUGGAGAUCCACGACUGAAAGCACUCAUUCAGAUUAUGGCUGCGUCAAAAGCUAAAAGGCAGCUGGCAUAUUUCACCUUUGGGGACCAACAACUAGCCAAAGAUAUCCGAGACAUGCACAAUUUCUUAUCUAAGCAAAACAUCUCUGUUGGUGUGCUAUAUAACCUCUUAGGUGACUACUGUAUAAAAGAAAAAUUACGUAAUACAUCUGAACUCUAUCAAUUCAUUUAUACAUGUGUUUACAACCCUCACUCCACAUAAAAUUUCAAAACGUGUAUUUCUGUCAUGAAAUAUGAGGUGAACUUCCAAAACUGCAGCCUCUGUGCCCAAGCCUGCUGUGGGGAAAGACAAAAAGAACCAAACUGGGAGGAAAGUGAAGCACUUGUUAAGAGGAAGAAAUGCUACCCUGGACUCAGACUGGGCCCACUUGAACCGUCGGGAGACCCCGUCCCAGGUGACUGUGCAAGCUGGCGAGAGUCCCCUGUUGCACUGUGCCCUUUCAGCCCAUAUUUAGAUAAAUACUUCUUUUAUCCCCUUAUGAAGCACUCACUGGUUGAUCUUGUUUUGAUUUAGAAAGCUCCAGUAAUACAUUCGAGAAGAACAGGUCUUUAUUGAUUGCAGCAAAAUUAUACAUUGGAAAACUUAAUCAUGAAUAUGAAAAUAAAUAAACUGCUUACUUUCUUCUUA
Polypterus senegalus (gray bichir) is the source of this 2316-nucleotide messenger RNA. It is a transcript of the gene pargl, whose product is annotated as poly (ADP-ribose) glycohydrolase, like. Gene Ontology annotation, cellular component: cytoplasm; nucleus. Gene Ontology annotation, biological process: regulation of DNA repair; ATP generation from poly-ADP-D-ribose; nucleotide-sugar metabolic process. The coding region runs from base 133 to 1890 and encodes 585 amino acids. The record is from RefSeq and is a predicted model, not a curated record. The transcript has 16 exons. Lineage: Eukaryota; Metazoa; Chordata; Cladistia; Polypteriformes; Polypteridae. Gene Ontology annotation, molecular function: poly(ADP-ribose) glycohydrolase activity.